Molecule: messenger RNA, 471 nt
Organism: Chrysochloris asiatica (Cape golden mole)
Lineage: Eukaryota; Metazoa; Chordata; Mammalia; Afrosoricida; Chrysochloridae
Gene: RNASE1
Product: ribonuclease, RNase A family, 1 (pancreatic)
Exons: 1
Coding region: 1-471 (156 amino acids)
Molecular function (GO): RNA nuclease activity; nucleic acid binding
Source: RefSeq, a predicted model, not a curated record
AUGGCUCUGGAGAAGUCCUAUGUCCUGUUCCCACUGUUAACCCUGAUACUUCUGGUGUUGGGGUGGGCCCAGCCUUCCCUGGGCAAGGAGUCCCCAGCUAUGAAGUUCCAGCGACAACACAUAGAUUCAGACAGCCCUCCCAGCAUCGACUCCAGUUACUGCAAUCAAAUGAUGAGGCGCCGGAAUAUGACAAAGGGCUGGUGCAAGCCAGUAAACACCUUUGUGCAUGAACCCCUGGUGGAUGUGCAGGCUGUCUGUCUCCAGGGGAACAUCACCUGCAAGAAUGGGCAAUCCAACUGCCACCAGAGCAGUUCAGCCAUGCACAUCACAGACUGUCGCUUGACCAAUGGCUCCAAGUAUCCCAACUGUGCAUACCGGGCCACCAACAAGAUGAGACACAUCAUCAUUGCCUGUGAGGGGAAGCCAUAUGUGCCUGUCCACUUCGAUGCUUCUGUGGAAGUCUCUUCCUGA